This is a messenger RNA of Fibroporia radiculosa, 1518 nucleotides long. RefSeq lists its product as uncharacterized. Gene Ontology annotation, biological process: glutamyl-tRNA aminoacylation. Lineage: Eukaryota; Fungi; Basidiomycota; Agaricomycetes; Polyporales; Fibroporiaceae. Gene Ontology annotation, molecular function: tRNA binding; ATP binding; zinc ion binding. The record is from RefSeq and is a predicted model, not a curated record. Bases 1 to 1518 code for a protein of 505 amino acids. The transcript is spliced from 13 exons.
AUGGUCCUGCUACGUUUUGCUCCGUCCCCUACUGGUGCUCUUCACCUUGGCGGUCUUCGAACAGCUCUCUACAACUACUUGUAUGCGAGGAAGCUAGGCGGAAAAUGGAUUUUGAGAAUCGAGGACACAGACGCGACCCGAACAGUUCCUGGCGCGGUAGAUGGGAUACGUGAGGCAUUAGAAUGGGCAGGCUUGGAAUACGACUCCGGUCCCGGAAAGCAUGGCCCACAUGCACCUUAUUUCCAGUCGGAGCGUUUGGACCUAUACCACUCAUACUCCAAUAAACUACUUGAGUCUGGGCAUGCAUACCGGUGUUUUUGUUCACCAGAUACUCUAGCGACCACGCGGGAGAGGUUAGCACGUAUGGGCUCUAACUCGACAUAUGACAAAGCAUGCUUGAAUCUGACCGAUGAAGAGGUGGCGAGACGUGUUCGUGCGGGGGAAAAGUCGGUCAUUAGAAUGAACGAUUCUGCCCUUCCCUCUCGUUCUUCUCCCUCAGAUCUUAUUUUUGGAAACCUGCGGGAUGCACAUGCUUCUUUGCCCACCGAUCCAGUGCUCCUAAAGUCUGACCUCUUCCCAACUUACCACCUCGCAUCUGUGGUAGAUGAUCAUGAGAUGGGCAUUACUCAUGUCCUCCGCGGUGAGGAAUGGCUUCCAUCACUCCCUCUUCAUUUGGAUUUGUAUGCGUCCCUAUCAUUGACACCUCCACAAUUCGCGCAUUUACCGUUACUUCUGAACCUCGACGGAUCGAAGAUGUCAAAGCGCAAAGGUGACGUGCAAGUCAUGGACUACAAGCGUCGUGGUUGGGAACCUGCGGCGAUCCUCAACUGGCUCGCUCUGGCCGGAUGGGGAAGAUCGCAUACUACUGAAGCAAUUUCAUCUUCUAAACAAGCACCCGAUAGCACCACGGUCAUGUCGCUUCAAGAGAUGAUUCAGGAGUUCGACUUGUCGUCAGUAACGCACCGACGCUCUGUGCUCGAUCCGCAAAAGCUUGAAUACAUCAACAAGCAUCACCUCAUGCGGACUAUGUCAACUAAUGACGGUACGAGCGUACUUGCUGACCGCGUUCGUGCGCUCGUCAAGAAAUCAUUUCCACAUAGCCCGUUCACUACAGUGCAAUAUAUCGAAGACGUCAUUUUAGUAAUACAGGGCCGCAUGGUUAAUUUGAACGACCUUCCCGUCUUAGCAUCAUAUUUCUUCAUUGAGCCAGACUACACGACUGCCGAGGCCCUCACGAUGAGGAAUCGUUUGCCCGACGAACUAUAUGUUGCAGUCGUCAGAGAUUUGCGUGAUCAGUUGCUAAUUGGUGAUCUAGUCUGGCGUCCAGCCGAGCUUGCAAAUCUCUUGCACCGAGAGUAUCAAAGGCUCAAUCUCAAGCAGAAGAUGUACAUGACUAUACUCAGGCAUGCUUUUACCGGCUCUAAGACAGGUCCUUCUUUAGCCGAGAUAAUAUGGGCGCUCGGUCGCGACAGGAGCAUUGCACGGCUAGAGACAGCACAGCGUAGUCUCUCAGAAUGA